Molecule: messenger RNA, 972 nt
Organism: Fusarium keratoplasticum
Lineage: Eukaryota; Fungi; Ascomycota; Sordariomycetes; Hypocreales; Nectriaceae
Exons: 5
Coding region: 1-972 (323 amino acids)
Biological process (GO): mitochondrial phosphate ion transmembrane transport
Cellular component (GO): mitochondrial inner membrane
Molecular function (GO): phosphate transmembrane transporter activity
Source: RefSeq, a predicted model, not a curated record
AUGAGUGCAACGGCGACAACCGUCAAUCUUGACGUGCUCAGACAGCGCUCUGACGUCAGCACAGAGCCCAAGAAACUGUCGGGCUUGAGCCUCUACUCGCGUUUCGCCUUUGCUGGUGCCGUCUGCUGUUCCGUCACCCAUGGAGGUCUCACGCCCGUUGAUGUCGUCAAGACCCGCAUCCAGCUUGACCCAGCCACCUAUAACCGCGGCAUGAUCGGCGGUUUCCGUCAGGUCAUCCAGAAUGAAGGCGCCGGUGCUCUAUUAACCGGCAUUGGCCCUACCUUGGCCGGCUACUUCCUGCAGGGCGGCUUGAAAUUCGGAGGCUAUGAGUUCUUCAAGCAACAAUCCAUCAACACAAUCGGCUACGAGAACGCCAGGAACAACCGCAUCGCGGUCUAUUGUGUCUCUGGCGCAGCCGCCGAGUUCUUUGCCGACAUUGCCCUCUGCCCUCUAGAGGCCACGCGCAUCCGGUUGGUGUCUGAGCCCGGGUUCGCCAAUGGUCUUGUUUCGGGCUUCACAAAGAUUGCUCGCCAGGAAGGCCUUGCCGCUUUCUACUCUGGCUUUGGUCCCAUUCUCUUUAAGCAGGUCCCGUAUACGAUGACCAAGUUCGUCUUUUACGAGAAAGUUUCCGAGUUCGCGUAUAGCAACUUCUUUGACAAGAAGAAGACUAGCGACGGCAUGCAAACCGCCAUCAACCUUGGUUCCGGUCUGAUUGCCGGUUUCGCCGCCGCCAUCGUCUCGCAGCCAGCCGACACUAUGCUCUCCAAGAUUAACAAGACCAAGGGUCUCCCAGGUGAGAGCAACACCAGCAGGUUGAUCAAGAUCGGCAGAGAACUGGGCCUGCGUGGCUCCUUCAGCGGAAUUGGUGCUCGUCUCUUCAUGGUCGGUGCCAUGUCGGCCGGCCAGUUUGCUAUUUACGGCGACCUCAAGAAAGCCAUGGGAGCUACUGGAGGCGUGGAGAUCGCAAAAUAG